AUGUUCACGCCGGACGCGACGUCCAGCGGGAGUCUCGAAGCGCGUCAGCGCGUUGCGCAUCUGCAAGCAGCUACAAAGAACGUAAUCGCUCUAGGCCGUGUUGUGCGCAGCUCCUAUUGCGACCAUGCAGGCUGGGGCUAUAAACAAGGCCGGAUCAUUAAAACAUGGAAACGUCGUUAUUUUGUGCUAAAAGGUCGCGAAUUAAUUUAUUUUACCGAACAGUCCCCAAGUGGCAAAGGAAUUGACGAAAAAGGUCGAUUUUGCAUCAAUGGUGUCGAGUAUACUGUGGAAUACCCCAAUGCUCUAAUUAUUCGAGGCGAGCUCAAGAACCAAGUGAUGAAGAUGCAAGUGGACACCCAGGACGAAAGUACCGAGUGGUUUGACAAGAUUUCAGCUGUCUUACAGGCCGCAAAAGACAAGCGCCUGACCACGGAAAACUCGCAUGGAGUGCCAGGCCGUGGUACUGUAGCCAUGAAAGGGUGGCUCUUGAAAGAAGGGCAGAACUUUAAGACGUGGAAACGACGUUAUAUGACACUGAUGGGACGCGUGGUUCAGUACCGAGCUCAGCUCGAUGAAAAGCCUCUUGGUGAGACGAGAGUGAACGCUGUAAACAUUAAUCUGUCGCGACCUUUUGCACUGGAUAUUUAUUCGGACAAUAACCGUAUCCUGAGGAUUGCUGCCGAGACAUUUGCAGAGAUUGAAGCGUGGGACCACGCACUUGCUCAAGCCAUUGGAAAACGCCCUUGUUUUGGCGACCCGUAUGCUGGACAGAUUGCACCGUUUCUUGGGGAGACGUUUGAAGAGAGUGUGUUGUGUGAAGGCUGGUUGUACAAACGAGGACAGCGGUCCACUGAGUGGCAGCGACGAUACUUCAAGCUGAAAGGGUUUGAGCUGCAGUAUCAGGACGGGCCUGGUGAGAGUGUGCCGAAGGGCGCGGGAACUGUUGUGGGGUUGAAACCUGGCGAAAUGGGAUCCAAUUCUGUGUACGUGCAGCUUGAAUCGGGUCGCGUGCUCUGUGUAAGUGCUGACAGUCAAGAUGCCGUGGACAAGUGGGUGCAUGCUAUUUGCACAUUGCUGGGUAAGGAUCCCGGGAUGCUGAAAAAGGAAGCUGCGACUUCGACAGUUGUAGUCAGCAGGGGGGCGAGCAUUGGUAAUCGAAUUACCCGCGCAAUCAGUCGGGGUGGAUCCAGCACAAUGAUGCCACCAGUUGUACCGGCAAAUCGAGUGAACGUUUGUGGUGCGAGCGGGCGCAAAUUGACUCUUGCCUGCGCUGAUAAUAACUCGCGUAGCGUCGAUGACAACAUGGAGGGCGACGACGAUAGCAAGGAUGCUGGUUCGCUUUUGCGCGAAUCGCCUGACAGUCGUCUUGGUUUACUUGAUGCUGGUAGCACCUCGGCGUCAACUGAUCCGCGGCCAUCCGUGACCGGUCUGAAUCGAAAAUGUGGAUGGCUUCGCAAAGAAGGUGCUCGUGUCCGCUCGCUGAAGCGCCGUUACUUCAUGGUCGAUGGCAACAAGCUGUACUACUUUGAACAAAUCGGUGAGGCUCCGCGUGGAAAUGGCGUCGUCAAGAGCGCUGUUCCCAACGAUACGUAUCCAAAUUGCCUGGAUUUUAUCCUGACAUCGGGCCGCACGCUGCGCGUAGUGGCUGAGUCUUCGGCAGAAAUUCGCUCGUGGCUCGAUCAUUUCAACGAAUGCCUUCCGGAGGGCGAUAGCGUUGAAGAACGUCGUAGUGCCAUAGGGAGGCUAUCACUUGGUGCAGGUGAUGAAGAUGCUGCAUCUAGUGUGUCCGAGAGUCGUAGUGGCUGGCUGCUGAAGAAGGGCAAGAACUUUAAGAAUUGGAAGCGUCGAUUUUUCAAGCUGGACGGCAAGCAGCUUUCGUAUGCAAGCGCGUCGGAUGCUCCGCCUCUCGGACGUGGAGUGGUUGCGAAUGUCUCGAUCGGAAAUGAGCGUCCUUUUUGUCUGGAUGUUCACUUUCAGAAUGGCCGCGUGAUGCAUGUUGUUGCAAGUAGCGAGAGUGUGAUGGUGACCUGGAAUCGUUUGCUGCAAGCUGCUGUACUUUCGGAGCCGAUUGAAAGUGAUUUGGAGCAGGACACUCAGUUUGACUUUGAUGACGCUGAGGAGGAUGCACGUCUCGACAACAUGCACACUCUUGUGACGGCUGCCACGGCUUUCAAGCGUGGCUUGUCAAAGGCGUCGUCAACCGUCAGCACAGCAUCGAGUGACGAUAGCUGCAAGCAGCGAGUAGAGCUGACGGUACAACCCACGCGCAAGUGCGUGGAGGAUCGGAUGAAGCCGACAAACUUUCGAGUGGGGGAAGCAGCUAUAGCAGGAGUAAGUCGGCAGCCUCUUCCAAUCGGCAGUACUGAUACGGAAGAACCAGUCGUGUGCAGUGGGUGGUUGCGGAAGGAAGGCGGGACGGUAAAGAACUGGAAACGGCGCUACUUUACGCUGCAUAGUACCAUACUCUGCUACUUCAAGAGCGAUAAUGGUGCGCUCCUGCGCAGUUUCACGGUAUGCCACGUCGUGACCUUGCGCACUAAAAAGCUAUGUUUAGAGAUUACAACUGAGGUGGGACGCAAGCUUUUGGUGGCCAGUGAGACACAGGCCGAUUUAGACCGGUGGCUUGACCACCUGCACCGUGCCAUCGCGGUAGAAAAGCGUAAGAAGCACGACAACGCUCUACAAUGA
Peronospora matthiolae is the source of this 2688-nucleotide messenger RNA. The record is from the annotation of a GenBank genome assembly. NCBI's taxonomy places the organism in Eukaryota, Oomycota, Peronosporomycetes, Peronosporales, Peronosporaceae.